This is a messenger RNA of Antrostomus carolinensis (chuck-will's-widow), 379 nucleotides long. Its product is annotated as PDZ domain-containing protein GIPC1. The transcript is spliced from 2 exons. Gene Ontology annotation, molecular function: protein binding. Lineage: Eukaryota; Metazoa; Chordata; Aves; Caprimulgiformes; Caprimulgidae. The record is from RefSeq and is a predicted model, not a curated record. The annotation marks the transcript as partial.
CCCGUCCCCCAGGUGCUGUUCUGCACCCUGAACACGCACAAGGUGGACAUGGAGAAGCUGCUGGGGGGGCAGAUCGGCCUGGAGGACUUCAUCUUCGCCCACACCAAGGGCCAGCGCAAGGAGGUCCAGGUCCUCAAGUCAGAGGAGGCCUUGGGCCUCACCAUCACCGACAACGGCGCCGGCUACGCCUUCAUCAAGCGGAUCCGCGAGGGCAGCGUCAUCGGGCGCAUCCCGGUGAUCGGCGUCGGGGACGUGAUCGAGGCCAUCGACGGGCGCAGCCUGGUGGGCGCCCGGCACUUCGAGGUGGCCAAGAUGCUCAAGGACCUUCCCCGCGGGCAGAGCUUCGCCCUGCGGCUCACCGAGCCCCGCCGCGCCUUCG